Molecule: messenger RNA, 3512 nt
Organism: Odocoileus virginianus texanus
Lineage: Eukaryota; Metazoa; Chordata; Mammalia; Artiodactyla; Cervidae
Gene: PPHLN1
Product: periphilin 1
Biological process (GO): protein localization to heterochromatin; negative regulation of DNA-templated transcription; negative regulation of gene expression, epigenetic
Cellular component (GO): nucleoplasm
Source: RefSeq, a predicted model, not a curated record
GGCUCAACCCCGACCGUUCGUCGCUCCUUGCAGCUGCCUCGGCAUCACGGAUCCCGGGAAGGGUCAGGAGCAGGAGACGAGAAAGUAGAUACCGUGCCUCUUCCCGGCUUUCCUUUGACCCAAACCCCGGAGGUGGGCUCAGGGGCGGGCGCUUUUGCUGACGUCUUAGUGUGCGCCGGAAGUGCCUCCCCAGGAGCGCGGCGACGAGUGGACGACUACAUUUACGGGAUCUCCAGGCGGCCCAGAGUCGUGGCUUACAAAGGAGAUGAAAUGUGGUCUGAGGGACGAUAUGACUAUGAAAGACUUCCAAGAGAAAGAGUACCUCCUCGAAGUCACCCCAGUGAUGGCUACCGUAGAGUAGUUAAUGUUGUGCCAAAGAAACCACCACUGCUAGACAGACCUGGUGAAGGAAGCUACAAUAGAUAUUACAGUCAUGUUGCUUACCGAGACUAUGACGAGGGCCGCAGUUUUUCUCAUGAUCGAAGAAGUGGUCCACCUCACAGAGGAGAUGAAUCUGGCUAUAGGUGGACAAGAGAUGAUCAUUCUGCAAGCCGACAACCUGAAUACAGGGACAUGAGAGACAGCUUUAGAAGAAAAGGUUUCUACUCCUCCCAUUAUGUGAGAGACCGGUCUCCUCAUAAAAGAGACACUCCUUUUUUCAGAGAAUCGCCUGUAGGCCGAAAGGAUUCUCCACACAGCAGAUCUGGCUCCAGUGUCAGCAGUAGGAGUUACUCUCCAGAAAGAAGCAAAACUUAUUCCUUCCAUCAGUCUCAACACAGAAAGCCCGUGCGUGCUGGUGCCUGCUACAAACGGCAGAAUGAAGGAAAGCCAGAAAGAGGUAAAGAAAGACCUGUUCAGCCUUUGAAAACAUCAAGAGACACUUCACCCUCAAGUUCUUCAGCAGUUGCUGCAUCAAAGGUAUUAGACAAACCCAGUAGGCUAACUGAAAAGGAACUUUCUGAAGCUGCAAGCAAGUGGGCCGCUGAAAAGCUAGAGAAGGCAGAUGAGAGUAACUUACCCGAAGUUUCGGAGUAUGAGGCGGGAUCCACAGCACCAUUGUUCAUUGACCAUCCAGUAGAACCUGAGUCAAAUGCAACAGAUGGCAUAGAAUUGUUCGAAGACAGUCAGCUAACCAGUCGCUCUAAAGCAAUAGCAACAAAAACCAAAGAGAUUGAACAGGUUUACCGACAAGACUGUGAAACUUUUGGGAUGGUUGUGAAAAUGCUGAUUGAAAAAGAUCCUUCAUUAGAAAAGUCUAUACAGUUUGCCUUGAGACAGAAUUUACAUGAAAUAGGUGAGCGGUGUGUUGAAGAACUCAAGCAUUUCAUUGCAGAGUAUGACACUUCAAGUCAAGAUUUUGGAGAGCCGUUUUAGAUUGCUUUCUCAGGCAAAAAAAAAAAUUUCUAGACUUUUUUCCCCCUGGAUUGUGUAAAUCCUUAAUAUAUAGAAUUUUUGUGAAGAGAAAUACUUUAUGAUAGUUGACCAUAUUUCCAAUAUCAAAUAAACAUCUAAAAUAAUCUGUUUAAGAUAUUUUAAUUAGAAUCUUUUUUAUCUACAUGUAGAGCCUUCUAAUACAUACUUAUCUUUCUUCUCCCUCUCCUAAAACAAUGGGUCAAUUAAUUGUUCAAGCUUUCUUGAAAAUGCAGUCCAAGAUUUCUGUACUUACAGGACAUGUCCUGUAGUCUUCCAUUGUUAUGUGAUCAUUUGUUUGGUCACACUAGUGUAAUUUAUAGGUUAGAAUACAUUCCACUUAAACAUUUGUAAUCUUUUUGCAUUUCAUAGUCAGUGAUACCAUGUGAAAAUGUUAGAAUUCUGAGUUGUGUUUUAUUGACUUGUUGCUUGCUUACCUUAGGCUUUGUAACUUUCAAUAUGUUUAAGUAUAUUCAAAUAAACUGAAUACUUUGGUAUCUUGGGGAAUAUUUGCUUUGAGGAUAAUUCUCAUUGUGAUGAAAUAGAGCAUUUAAAUCUCUGAAAGACACCUCAUAAUAAAAUCCUGUUUUCCAAGUAAAUGAACUCAAUGUCUUCUGUUAAAAUAAUCCUGAAACGUCUGACUGGUCUCACUGCUGUGUGAGUCUUAAAUAUUAUCCACAUAGAAGGCUAACAGAAGGGGAAGUUGGAGAUGAAAGAUGAGGCCUAUUUUAAAAUUGUGAUUUCUUUAAAAAUUUCUAAAUUUUUAAAAAGAAAAAAUAAAGAAUGUGGGGAAGUAGUGGAGUUCAUUUUAUCUAUAGGCCCAUAUUCCCCAUCUCAAGAAAGAACGUGAUUGAUAACAUAUCCAUGAUUAAACACAUUAUGCCUUUGUUAAUCUAUGUUUGUAAUCCAACAAACUCUUGUUCUGCUGUCCUUUUUAGGGGCUCAUAGCCUUCUCAAAAUGUUUCUGAAGUAGGCAGUAAGCCUAGCACAUCUACCCUUCACCAAGCUGCCUGUGUAAACAGUCCUUCAUGAGCGAGCCAUCCAAAUCACGGGUUAGUUAAGAAUCUAACUGGGACAAUUAGGGUAUUCCGCUCAUUUCCUGAUCACUUCCAGCUGCCCGGUGGCAUUUAGCCAAAAUAUGUAAUUUUGUGGCAUGUGUUUGGAAACUUUUAAAAAUAUUUGUUAUUACUACCCAAUUUCGUUAUCCUUCCAUUCUUUUUCCAUUCCACUCUCUUCUCAGUUGAAUUUUGGCAUUAUUUUUAGUGGCCUCUAUUAUCUAAAGAGCUAUAAGAGUAGAUAAAACUUCUAUUAAAAGUAGAAAUAGCAGUAUAAAUAAUUCUAGUGGAUCCUGUAAUGAGUGCCUCAAAAUAUGCAUUAUGCAAUUUCACAGAUUAACAAACUAAUUGAAGGCAACAAUUUAUUAAGUUUCCUAUAUGAGGUCACCUUGAAUUUAGAUAUUGUACAUAAGCCAAAACUAAACCCUGUGUAUCAUCUUUGGUAUUCUUCCCUAAUGUGAAAAGUGGUUUUAUCUGUUACCCACAUUAGAAAGACUUAAGAAAGUACUGAUUUGUUUCUAAUGCCCAUUUUUUCUUCUUAAAUAUUCUAACUCCAGGAUUCAUUUCCUCAAGUCAAGAUGUCUCAAGUUUAAAAAUAAAACUUGAGACAGAGGAGUUGUUCACUUUGUUGAAGUUCAUUAAACUAGAGAAAUUUUACUCACAGAUGCAUUUAAAUAUAGGUUCAGUGGAUAGUUUCUUUUCUCCUUCCCCAAAUAACAUUCAGCAUUUCAAGCUGUUUAUAACUUGCCAUCAGCAUUAUCCUGGUGGGCUUGUCAGUGUUAAAUCUGUUUGUUUUAUUUUUAAAGCUUUUUAAAGUUUUAUUUUAGGAUAGAUGAAUUCAGAUACCUGCCAGGGUUUGUAUGCUGCAAAAUGUUCUUGAUUGAAGAAAUUUGUUUGUAAAUUAUCCAUUGUUUUUGAGUAUGCCCAAUUGAUGUGAUAAAGUUUUGUCUUAACCAUAAAGCCUUGAUGAUCAACAGAGAGAAAGCAGAUAUUGUGAAGCUUUUGUGAACUUUAAAAGUGCAAAAUAAAGCAACCAGUUUUAAAUAA